AUGGCCUCCAUGUCCGCACUUCCCCAACCGUCACGGCCAACAACCAACCCCCCGACCGGGGCACUCCCACCGAUCCCGAACCCCAAACCGAGGAAAAGUAUGCCAGCUCCCGAUGCCCCCCGAGCCACCUCACCAUAUCAACCGUCGAAGCUGCGGACCCCGUCCAGUCCAAGGCCCUCUCUCUCCCGCUCGCCGCUAUCGAGUUCCAAUUCCACCUCGAACCUAAGCACGGUCCGCUCCGCAUCCAGUGGCCGUGCGCCCAGCAGCCCCGAGAAGGCGUCAUUGCGCCGGACCAUCAGCAUUGCCUCGUUCCCACAACCGCCCAAGGCCGGAAGUACUCUUCCCUCCCCGGCAUCGUCCGUCUCGGGCGUGCCGGGCAUCGGUGCCACGGGAAAUGCGAAACCAAAGCGAAGCUCGCGGCUGAGUACCGGCACCAAUAGCAGCUACCGGAGCUCAAAAACACCGUCCCUGCUCAAUGGAAGUGGCGACGGGAAGUCGAUCCUCUCGGACGCCCGGGACCCGGAAGCCUCCCCAGCGCAUAGUAGGAGCUCUUCCGCGCAGGGUUCUUGUUCGACUAGCGCGACAACAUUCGAGGAUGCAGAGGAUGCAACCGGCCCCGGUAAGGGGAGCAAUCCCAAACCGAAAGAAACGAAAGGCAAUGUCCUGGUCAGCGUGCGGGUGCGGCCCGAUACGAAUGGAGGCGAGACUCCGAGAAACCACGGGGAAUGGGUGGUCGAUGGACGCCAAAGCCUCAUUUCUCACCGAGGUAAAGAUGGCGGCGAUUAUUAUUACGGUCAGUACGCCCUCCUCGGCACAGACAAUGUUUUCAGUCCGCAAGAAAACAAUGCCAAGGUUUAUGAUUCGGCAGCGAAACGACUGGUCCGGCGGGUAAUGGAGGGAUACCAUGGAACCGUCUUUGCUUAUGGUAUGACGGGUACCGGCAAAACGUUCUCUAUGCAAGGAACAGCCACCUCGCCCGGUGUCAUCCCGCUCGCCAUUACCGACAUUUUUUCCUUUAUCAGGGAAACCCCUUACCGAGAGUUCCUCCUUCGAGUCAGUUACUUGGAGAUCUACAAUGAAAAAAUUCACGAUCUUCUGUCUACUCCCGUUGCCAAUGGCGCCGCAGCGCCGCAGCAGGAGGAAAUCAAGCUCCGCGAAGAUAGUAAACGCGGCGUAUACGCUACACCGCUGAAGGAAGAGAUCGUACAGAGCCCGACGCAGCUCCUGCGAGUUAUUGCGAGGGGAGAUCAUGCCAGACGAACAAGCAGCACCCAAUUCAACUCACGCAGUUCUCGCAGUCACGCGGUGGUUCAAAUUGUGGUCGAGAGCCGAGAACGAGUACCUGCAAGCAGCUCGCAGGACAAACGAUCUGGAAUUGCCCCUGGUGGUGUCCGAGUGUCAACUCUGAGUUUGAUCGACCUGGCUGGCUCGGAGCGCGCGGCCGACGAUAAGGAGCGCCGAACUGAAGGUGCCCAUAUCAACAAGAGUCUGCUCACUUUGGGCAACAUCAUCUCGAAGCUCUCGGAAAACAAAGACAAGCAAGGCAACCCUACGGACCGGGAAGGACGGCAUUUACCGUAUCGCGAUUCCAAAUUAACGCGAUUGCUUCAGCCGGCCUUGUCAGGAAACUCUCUGGUAAGCAUUCUCUGUACCAUUCAGUUGGUCAAUGGCAUCAACGCGCACUCGGGUGAAACACUGAAUACGUUGAAAUUUGCUGCACGGGCCAAGAACAACAUCGUCAGCCAUGCAAAGCGAGCCGAGGAAGCAUAUGGGGGCGGUGGUGGUGAUUCUGGAAGUCGCGUCUUGCUUGAACGCUACCGCAUGGAGAUCCAAGCUCUUCGCGGGCAACUUGAUACCCAAGCCAAGGCGCAGGCGGAGAAGGAGCUGAAAUGGGAUGAACAGCAGUAUGAAAAGGAAGCUCAGGCCCGUCAUGAGGAGCAGGUCCUAGAGAUGCAGCUGGCCCGGACGGCUUUGAAGGAACGCAUCGAGCAUUUGAAUCGAUUGAUAUUGAGCUCCAAGUCAACUGGUGUCAACAGUCACAAUAGCCUCUCGGCAUUUGGCAGGUUGUCUAGAAUGUCCUCCAUUGAAUCGGGAACACGCUCCCUCCGUUCAUCAGCCAGCCAGUCCACCCUGGGCGCUGCUCAUUCGUCUAUCCGGCCCGUCUCUUUCAUGUCUAUCAAUAGCACUGAGCCCACGGGUUCCUUGCCAUUCUCGGGUGGCUCUUUUGGCAACGAAGAAGAAGACGAUUUGGGUGAAUUUGGCGAUGGGAAAGCGAGCUUGCAACGACAGGUUACCGCACUACAAGCCGACCUUGGUGACAAGAACCGAUAUAUCUCGACUCUCGAACGCAGACUGCUUCAAGCCCGACGCUCAAGCCAUUCUCGAAUGUCAGUGGGGGUCAAAUCGAGCACACCAACCGCCACAAUCGCCGAGCAUCCGGAUAUGAUGGCUCUGAUUCGCGAGAAAGACAUGGAAAUCAAUGAGCUCCGUAUACAGCUCGACGACAAAGAUCGGAUGCUCGCUGCACUUCGAUCUGCAGCGCGUCAUCGAGAUUUAGCUGCGGUUACUAGCGACUCGCAGUCAUCCGAGCUCAAAACCAAAGAAGAUUUGACUUCAUCCGGUCCCAACAGUCCCCGGGGUCUAAGCGAUAUAGCCGACAAGGCUAUGAGUCCUUCCGGACCGGCCCCAUCUGGGAAAUUUGGAGACAAAGAGGAUGACCGAAGAAAGAAUAUGGAUGAAGUCUCCAGGAUGUUGGAUGAAAUGAUCCAGGGCCGCGUCGAAAGCGGCCAUCUCGACAAGAGUGCUUUUGGGAACGCGAAGAAUAAUUCGAGGGAUAGCCGUCGGGUUUCGAGUUCGGCUGAGGUUCCAGGAUUGAAUCCCAACAUGCCUAUGGAGAUUGCCCCAAGCUCCCCAACAAGUUGA
This is a messenger RNA of Penicillium macrosclerotiorum, 2922 nucleotides long. Its product is annotated as putative kinesin family protein (KipA). Gene Ontology annotation, molecular function: microtubule binding; microtubule motor activity; ATP binding. NCBI's taxonomy places the organism in Eukaryota, Fungi, Ascomycota, Eurotiomycetes, Eurotiales, Aspergillaceae. The record is from RefSeq and is a predicted model, not a curated record. The coding region runs from base 1 to 2922 and encodes 973 amino acids. The transcript is spliced from 2 exons. Gene Ontology annotation, biological process: microtubule-based movement.